AUGGAGGAGGAACGCAUCUUCUCGGACAUCUAUGGCGGCCGCCUGGCUCUCCAGCGUCGCCACUAUUCUCCUUCCUGCCGGGAGUUCUGCCUCGGCUGUCCGAGGCUCUCCUUGCGCUCGCUCACCGCCGCCACCUGCACAGUGUGGCUGGUGGCCUAUGGGCUCUUCACACUCUGUCAGAACAGUAUGGUCCUUUCUGCUGCUAUCUUCAUCACUCUUCUAGGGUUACUUGGUUACCUCCACUUUGUAAAGAUUGAUCAAGAAACCCUACUGAUCAUUGGCUCUCUUGGCAUCCAGAUGACCUCAUCCUAUGCCUCAGGAAAAGAGAGUACAACCUUCAUUGAGAUGGGCAAGGUGAAGGAUGUUGUCAUCAAUGAAGCCAUUUACAUGCAAAAAGUGAUCUACUACUUAUGCAUUUUAUUGAAGGACCCAGUAGAACCACAUGGGGUAUCACAAGUAGUGCCUGUCUUCCAGAGUGCCAAGCCUCGACUGGAUUGCUUGAUUGAAGUGUAUAGAAGUUGCCAAGAGAUCUUGGCACUCCAGAAAGUCACAUCAGCAAGUCCAUGAGUCUCAUCCAGCAAACUUCUGUGUUGCUUCCUGUCGAGAUAAUUCCAGAUUUUCGAGCCACAGCCAUCCAUUUGUUUUGGCCAGUUCUAAUCAGCAUUGGCACCAUGAGGAAGUGGAGAAAGGGUUGGCCUUGUAGUUAUGAAGACUUAUGUUUAAGUUCUCUCUUUUGCACGUACUGCUCCUGUGAGCCCAGGGAAGUGCCAAACCUCUUAGGGCCUUAGGCAGGGCAGGUAUUCACCUUGGAAGAGGGAGUUCCCUAUACCAGUAUAAUUAGAGGCACAGUCCAAAUAACAACUUUCAGCAAGUCUCAGCCUUGAUGACCUACAUGGACGUCAGGGGGUACAGAGAAAUAGAAUAAAUAAUAUAAUAUCUGGAUUGUAUCCCAUCUUCAAUACUAUUAAUAAGUAUUAGAUUAGACUAGAGGGAAUGAUAGAUUUGCAGAGGGUUUGGGCAAUGCAAAUACUUUGCAGGCAGCUUGGCACACGCAUGGAACUGUGUGGGCUCUCAUUCUGGAAUGGGAGGAAUGCUUAAGAAGGGACACUUGGAUUCCAAGGGAGUCUGUUGAUCUCUGGACACUGAGGAGAGCAGAGGCUUACUUCCUGUGACCAUCUUGGUAUCAAGCUGCAGGAGAAAGAUAAGUUCCUGACUCAACUUGGAGGUUCCUAAAAAUCAAGAAGCCUUCUUAGAUCUUGAUCCUGUGACCCCGGUUCCUAUCUUGAUCAUUUGUUGUGUGUGAGCUGCAAGGACCCGAUCUAUCUAUCCUAAACCAAACCAGAACACCUGGGCUCCAGCCUUUGGGCCUCUAGCCAGCCUGACUAAACUGUACUGUUCUUGUUUCAAUUCAGUGGACCAGUCAGUCAGAUCUAGGUAGUUAGAUUCAUUUUAGGUAGAUAGAGAGUAUAGUGAGAGUAGACCAAUUUAUUGUGACCAAAGAGACCUUUGCAGGUCAGCCUGGGGGUAGGAGUUGAGAAAUAUUAGAGCUAGGGCAUCCAUUUCCCUGGUCCACUCACCCAUCCUGUGUUUUGUACAAUAAAAUAAGUUCUUUGUUUAUAACCUAC
Messenger RNA from Gracilinanus agilis (Agile Gracile Mouse Opossum), 1625 nucleotides. RefSeq names its product phosphatidylinositol glycan anchor biosynthesis class H (gene PIGH). Gene Ontology annotation, biological process: GPI anchor biosynthetic process. The transcript is spliced from 4 exons. Lineage: Eukaryota; Metazoa; Chordata; Mammalia; Didelphimorphia; Didelphidae. Bases 1 to 567 code for a protein of 188 amino acids. Gene Ontology annotation, cellular component: glycosylphosphatidylinositol-N-acetylglucosaminyltransferase (GPI-GnT) complex. The record is from RefSeq and is a predicted model, not a curated record.